This is a messenger RNA of Cladophialophora immunda, 1720 nucleotides long. RefSeq lists its product as uncharacterized. Gene Ontology annotation, cellular component: mitochondrial membrane. Gene Ontology annotation, molecular function: 1-acylglycerophosphocholine O-acyltransferase activity. Gene Ontology annotation, biological process: inner mitochondrial membrane organization; cardiolipin acyl-chain remodeling. The coding region runs from base 154 to 1353 and encodes 399 amino acids. NCBI's taxonomy places the organism in Eukaryota, Fungi, Ascomycota, Eurotiomycetes, Chaetothyriales, Herpotrichiellaceae. The record is from RefSeq and is a predicted model, not a curated record. The transcript has a single exon.
CUGACAGCCAACACCUCCGGCACGACGCAGGCCUCCAGCAGACAUGGAUUGAUGAGAAUAGAAAUCUACGGAGCUCCCUGAUUUCCUCCUCCCCCUCCCAACACGACUCGAUGGACUCCUUCAUCGUCGCUCUUCCCCCGCUCUACAACACCAAUGCCCUUCCACCGCGAUGACCUCAAUCUCUACCAAAACCUGGAGUCCCCGAGCUUCUUCUGGCGCGGUGCCUCGUACCAAACGAUUCUCACCGUCGCCACCUUGUCGCGUCUCUUCCUCUACACUCUCAACAAAACCGAGGUCCAUGGCCUCCCCCGUUUCCUCGACCUUUUAAAGUCGCGUGCCGACUUCAGAACGCGUCGCCGCGGGCUGUUGACCGUCUCGAACCACAUCUCCGUCCUCGACGAGCCCUUGAUAUGGGGCGUCCUCCCCUUCUCCUUCGCGGCCUUCCACGGCUACAUGAACCACCGCUGGAGCUUGGGCAGUCAUGACAUCUGUUUCAAAAAUGCCUUUACAUCCCACUUCUUCACGUUGGGACAGGUCCUCCCCAUCCACCGCGGCGCACACUCCCCUUUCGGCGGGCCCUACCAAGCAACCAUGACCGAAGCUGUGCGCCUCCUGUCCAAGAUCUCCGCGCAAAAGCAAUCGCUCUGUCCGCUGAGCAACCCACGCUUCCACAAGGACUGGAAGCCUCCCCAGUGGCCCUGGGACUGCGUGGAUCCGUUCUCCGAGAUCUCUCCUCCACCCUCCUACCCGUCUCAGCCCUCCGACGUGAGAUGGUAUCUCGCCCCGUCCCGCUACGCAAGCAAUUCUUACAGCUGGGUACAUAUUUUCCCCGAGGGCAUGAUCCACCAGGCCACGGACAAGACAAUGCGCUAUUUCAAGUGGGGUGUGGCCCGACUCAUUCUCGAGCCGCCAGAGUGUCCCGACGUGGUGCCCAUGUUUAUCGAAGGGACCGACCAGGUCAUGCACGAGAGUCGGUCGUUUCCCCGCUUCAUACCCCGGAUCGGGAAGAGAAUCUCUCUCACGAUCGGACGGGAACUGGACGUCGAGGCCGUGUUUGGCGACCUGCGCAAGCGCUGGAGGGAUCUGGCGGACCGACAUGCACGCGAAGCCGGACUGCCUGGAUGGGACGAGAUGAUCUUGGGCCUUGUCCCAGAGAACCUCGCGAAUCACCCCGAGGCCGUCGAGCUGAGGAUAGAGUGUACCAAACGUGUUCGCGAAGCGGUCCUUGAAGUCAGAAGGUCCAGGGGCUGGCCGGACGAAGAUCCGAAGAAUGGAGUGGUGGAGACCUGGGUGAGAGAAGGGCCGAAGCGCGAAGGCUUGAUGGACGACGGAACUUGGGUCAGGGAUAUCUAGAGGGAGAAACAGUGGGCGGAAGGACUGCACAAGUUUUAGAAAGGGGCAUCCUUGAUAUUCCCACCAGAUGGUGGGCUAUGGCGUGCAUCGAAUUGUUGGUCCAUCUAUCGACAAUAGCCCCUUUCAUUGCAUCCACGCCCUUACAGUCUUCUGUGACAGAGGCUUCCUGUCUAUCAAUAGACCGCAGACUGCUGCAUGGAUGCAGACUGCAACCUGGGUAUUAGAAUUGGAUAUAUCAGAGAAGCAAGCCCUUGGUUCUUCUCCUCCUCUUCACCACUCUAUCAAUAGCUUCAACCCCGGAAAGUUGCCUUUUUUCCUGCCUAGGUAGAUUGCAUUCAGCCUGCUCGGACAGGCGUCUUUUCCACAA